Molecule: messenger RNA, 411 nt
Organism: Eimeria mitis
Lineage: Eukaryota; Apicomplexa; Conoidasida; Eucoccidiorida; Eimeriidae
Product: histone H3, putative
Exons: 1
Coding region: 1-411 (136 amino acids)
Cellular component (GO): nucleosome
Molecular function (GO): DNA binding; protein heterodimerization activity; structural constituent of chromatin
Source: RefSeq, a predicted model, not a curated record
AUGGCGCGUACAAAGCAAACUGCCCGCAAAUCCACGGGGGGAAAGGCACCGCGAAAACAACUCGCGACGAAAGCAGCCAGAAAGUCUGCACCUGUUGCAGGAGGGGUCAAAAAGCCUCAUAGAUAUCGUCCGGGAACCGUAGCCUUGCGUGAAAUUCGUAAAUUCCAGAAAAACACGGACUUGCUCAUUAGAAAGCUGCCCUUUCAGCGACUGGUGCGCGAAAUCGCUCAAGACUUCAAGACCGAUCUCAGGUUCCAAAGCCAAGCAAUCCUCGCGCUGCAGGAAGCUGCAGAGGCUUACCUGGUUGGCCUGUUUGAAGACACGAACUUGUGCGCUAUUCACGCCAAGAGAGUGACCAUCAUGCCCAAGGACAUUCAGCUCGCCAGGAGGAUACGAGGCGAAAGGUCUUAA